Molecule: messenger RNA, 6066 nt
Organism: Sesamum indicum (sesame)
Lineage: Eukaryota; Viridiplantae; Streptophyta; Magnoliopsida; Lamiales; Pedaliaceae
Product: protein LEO1 homolog
Biological process (GO): transcription elongation by RNA polymerase II; positive regulation of transcription elongation by RNA polymerase II
Cellular component (GO): nucleus; Cdc73/Paf1 complex
Molecular function (GO): RNA polymerase II C-terminal domain phosphoserine binding
Source: RefSeq, a predicted model, not a curated record
UGCGGAAUCACAGUGGAUUUUUGUUCUUUCUAGUCUGUUAUGGGGCCAGUAAUAGAUUGGCUUGCCAGUUUACUAGUUUGAACUCACUUUUUUGGAUCUAGUCAUGAGCUGCUUGAUUUAUUUACUGCUAAUAAAGUUGCUAUGAAUUGAGUUGUACCUAGAGAGCACCUUUCAGAGUAAUGAUUGAAUUAUGCUAAGGUACAUGUGGGAGAAAGCUUAGAGGAGCCAGCAAGCCAUUGGUGCUAGUUAGUGGAGAACAUUAUGUGUUGAUGAGAACAUCAACAGAUGGAGUGAAGGAGAUGUCAUUGGCCGCAUCUUUGGUAAGAGUAGGGAGUAGGGACAGGGACUCAGGAAGGAUAUGCGGGGGAGAAGGGAUUGCCAGUACACAUGAAUGAUGAGGAGCAGGAGCAGGAGCAUGAGAAUGAAGGCAAAGCCAACAGGGAAGGAGGAGCAGAAGUCAACAGAAGAGGCAAGCUUGAGGGUGCUCAUUAUGAUAAUCUUGGAAGCUCAAGAUCACUGGGAAAUGAGAAAGGCAAGAAUCCAGCUCUAUCUUCAGCUGAAGUAAUCCAUGAGGUUUUUGGGGACUCUGGUGAUGAUGAACCAGAAGAAUAUGCAGUUCAUGAUUGCAUUAAUGAGAAACAUAGAUCUCCAAAGUACAAAAAGAAUUAUGCUGAUGAAUCCCCAGUGGAGAAUAUUAUACCUGAUGAAGAUGCACUGCGUGUGAGUGAAGAAGAAGGCACGAAGACCAAACUAAAGGGAAAGGCAGUUGUGCCUCCUGUGGCGUCUGAAAUUCCUUUGCUCUUUCCAUCACCAUGCCCGGAUCAGAUGGCAACUAUCAAUCUCUCCUGCAUAAUUGGAAUUGACCCCAAGCAAUUUGAUCCUGCUACGUAUGUGGAAGAGGACUUUUAUGUCACUGAUGCAUCUGGAGUUAGCAGGCUUAUUCCUCCUACCAACAUCAUUCGCUGGAGGGAAGUCAGGAAUCCUGAUGGCACAACUUCAGUUGAAAGCAACGCACGCUUUGUGACUUGGUCAGAUGGGAGUUUGCAAUUGCUAAUCGGCAAUGAAGCUUUUGGUAUAUGUAAUCAAGACGCACAUGACAUUAAGUCAUAUCUUUUCCUUAGACAUGAAAAGGAGAGCUAUCAAUCUCAGGGAAAAAUCUCAAGAAAGAUGAUAGUUAUGCCUUCUUCCGUAUCUUCAAAUUCCAAUUUUGAUUGGUUUUGUCGAUUCAAUGCAUAAAAGGGUCCCUGGAGUACGUCACUGAUGUGGACCCUCGGAGGAUGAGGGAGCAAAAGGAAAAGGGACCAAAAAAUAUUGAGAAUUCAGCAUCAUCUGCUCAUUACACCUCCUUGAAGAUGAGAAUGUUGAGGGUUCCGCAGCACAUAGGAAAGUAGAGGAAAUGUUAUAAAAAGAACCUUAUGAGGAUUCAGAAGUUGAAGCUGAGGGGAGCUACCAAUCUUGGGGAAUAAGCUCAAGAAAGAUGAUAUUUGUUCCUUCAUUAUUAUCUUCAAAUUCCCAUCGUUAAAGGCAUAAAAGCUCAAUAAAGUUUGGGAGUACGUCAUUGAUGUGGACCGUGAGAGAAUGAUGGAGCAAAAGAAAAAGGUAAUGACAACUAAUUAAUAUUAUUGUUUAUUUAAUAGGCAGUCUCCAUUUGUUGGACUUUUAACUUAGUUGUUCCAAAGGCCUUGUAGGAUGAAACGCCAACAACCAUAGUGAACAACAUAUGGAGAGUGUUAUAGUAAAAUAACCCCCAUUCCUUAGUUGAUUCGAUUCACAUGAUUGGUAAUUAAAAAGAAUUUUUAUUAACAGAAUGGUAGCGUGAUGCAUCUCUCAACUAGUGCAUGCAUUACGUUGUAAAUGGUUAACGCAAGCAUUUCUACAUUUAGGCGAACCAAAAGAGGGAAGAAAGUUUUAUGAAUUUUCAUACUUUUAAAUAUAGUACAGAUAGAUUAGAGAAAUGAUUUGGUUAAAAAGUCCCAUAUGAAAUCACAAUUCACAAAAUCUGUAGAUUGCCAAAUGUUUAGUUAAAGUGUUCAAGAAACUUGAAUUUGUGUAAUGAAUAUAGAGAGCUUCUAAUGUGGUAGAACUAAUUUUCUUUGUAAGGCAACGGAGGAACAUAUGAUUUUCUUUUUUUUUUUUUGGAUUAGACUUUAUUGCCAGAUUUAUUCGAAGCACGCAUAUCUAAUGAUCUCAAAACAAAUAUGCAUGUAAAGGUAGAAAGCAAUGUGCGCUUUCUGACUUGGUCGGAUAGGAGUUUGCAGUUGCUAAUCGAAAAUGAAGCUUUUGAUAUAUCUGAGCAAGACGCACAUGACAUUCAAUCACAGCUUUUCCGUAGGUAUGAAAAGGUGCUUCGUGACUACUAUUGCUCAGUUAAUGUGUUUGGCUUAAAAUAAUGACCUCUUUAUAGUUUUGCUCUAUCUUUGUAUUUUAUUUUCAUGUCUCAUUGUAAUGCCUCUAUUUCCAAAUAUACAUCCACCAUAAAUCAUCUCUCGUAUUGGUAAGUUAAUUUAUCAUAUCUUAUGUCGUUUUCCCAUGUAGGGAAGCUACCAAUCUCAGGGAAUAAUCUCAAGAAAGAUGAUAUUUAUGCGUGCAUUCUUAUCUUCGAAUUCCCAUCGUUGCUUGACUGGUUUGUCAAAUGCAGGUAUAAAAUGUCAACAAAGUCAGGGAGUACGUCACUGAUAUGGACCGUGAGAGGAUGAUGGAGCAAAAGGAAAAGGUGAUGACAACCAAUUAAUAUUAUUGUUUAUUUAAUAGGCAGUCUCCACUUGUUGGACCUUUAACUUAGUUGUUCCGAUGGCCUUGUAGGAAGAAAUGCUAACAACUAAACGAAUAACUUCUUUAUGAGAAGCUAGCAACAAAUAUGGAGAGUGUUAUGCUAACAUUAAUGUCUCAUUACAUUUAUGGAGUGUUAUGCUAAAAUUAUAAAAGUAUGCGAUCUAUAGUAAAAUAACCCCUAUCCUUGUGCGUUUAUUAUGCUAAUAUUAUCAUUUUCUUCUAAAAUGAUCUUAACAUUCAUGGUUUUCAAAGACCAUAAGAUCUUCAGGAGUUAGCAUCAUCCAGUGUUAAAGUUACGCACGCCCCAUUAUGCCUCCCUAAAGAUGGGAGUGUUGAGGGUUCCGCAGCAGAUAGGAAAAUAGAGGAACUACUACAAGAAGAAGAACAAUCUUAUAUGAGGAUUCAGAAAUUGAAGUUGAGGUUAGUGAUAACUUCUGUAUAUAAUUAAAUGUUUCAGAAAGUUCUCCUUCUUAGUUAGAAGUUAAAACAAUUGAGCAUUUAUAACAUUGUGUUGCAUGAUGCUAAAAUUCUUGGAUAUGUAGUGCUUUCAACUUUUAUUUAUUGUGUUUGACUUGAUAAAUUUUGAAGGUAGGGAUUUGAGAUCUCUAAUAACAACUCAUUUGAAUCUUUCUGAAUAAUUUCAUAUACUUAAAGGUUAGAUUUGGAUGGAAUAAUUUAGAGAAAAUAUUUAAGAUGACUCCAUAUCAAAAGCACCAUAGUUCAAAACAAGAGUUGAAGGAUUUUGAAUCCUUUCUAAUAUGGAAUUAUUCCAAAAAUUUCAAAUAAUUUGCUAUUAGUGAUCUGAAAUCCCUACCUUCAAAAUUCAUAAAUUCAAACAUAAUAAAUAGAAGUUGAAAGCUCUCCAUAUCCAAGGAUUUUAGCAUCAUGUAACACAAUGUGAUACCCUGAAAAAAGCUGAGAUGAUAAAUGCUCAAUUGUUUUAACUUUUAACCACGAAGGAACUUUCUGGAACAUUUAAUUACACAGAGAAGUUAUCACUAACCUUAGCUUCAAUUUCUGAAUCCUUAUAAGAUUCUUCUUCUUGUUGCAUUUCCUCUACUUUCCUAUGUGUUGCGGAACCCUCAACACUCGCAUCUUCAGGGAUGUGUAAUGGGGCGUGAGUAACUUUAACACUAGAUGAUACUGACUUCUGAGUAUCUUUUGGUUCUUGAAAACUAUGAAUAAGAUCAUUUUAGAAGAAAAGGAUAAUUUUGACAUAAUAAAUACAGAAGGAUGGGGAUUAUGUUACUAUAGAUCACAUACUUUUAUAAUUUUAGCACAACACUCUCCAUAAUUGUAAUGACACAAUAAUUUUAACAUGAAACUCUCCAUAUUUGUUGCUCACUUCUCAUAAAGAAGUUUAUUCGCUUUGGUUGUUAGCAUAUCUUCUAACAUUGCCAUCAGAACAACUAAGUUAAAGGGCCAACAAGUUGAGACUGCCUAUUAAAUAAACAAUAAUAUUAAUUGGUUUUAUUACCUUUUUCUUUUGCUCCAUUAUCCUCUUAUUCCACAUUUGUAACGUACUUCCAGACUUAAUUGACUUUUAUGCCUGGAAUAGAUAAAACCAAUCAAGCAACUCCGGAAUUUGAAUAUAAGGAUGACAACAUGACUAUCAUAUUUCUUGAGAUUGGUAGCUCCCCUACAUGGGAAAGUGGUGCAAGAUAUGAGAAGUUAACUUACAAGCUACGAGAGAUGAUUUUUAUGGUGGAUGCAUAUUUGAAAACAGAAGUAUUACAAUGAAACAUGUGAAUAAUGCACAAUGAGAUAAAGGGAACCUAUAGAGGUUAUUAUUUUAAGUCAAACACAUCAAUUGGGCAAUAACAGUCACGAAGCACCUUUUCAUGCCUAAGGAAAAGAUGUGGCUGAAUGUCCUGUGUGUCUUGCUCACAUAUAUCAAAAGCUUCAUUUCCGAUUAGCAACUGCAAACUCUUAUCUGACCAGGUCAUAAAGCGCGCAUUGAUUUCAACCUUUAUAUACACAUUUGUUUUGAGAUCAUUAGAUAUGCGUGCUUUCUAUAAGCUAUAAAGUUUAAUUGAAAAAAAGAAAUCAUAUGUUCCUCCACUGUCUUACAAAAAAAAUUAGUUCUACCACAUUAGAAGCUCUCGAUAUUCAUUGCACAACUUCAAGUUUUUAAACACUUUAUCUAAAAUUUGGCAAUCUACUGCUUUUGUGAAUUGUGAUUUCAUCUAAGACUUUUGACCAAAUCAUAUCUGUAAUCUAUUAGUACUAUAUUUAAAAGUAUGAAAACUCAUAAUUUUCUUCCCCUUUUUUGGUUCACCUAAAUGUAGAAAUGCUCGUGUCAAAUAUUUAGAGUAAUGCAUGCAGUAGUUGGGACAUGCAACAUGCUACCACGUGGUAGUGGUUAGAAAAUCAGAUUCACAAUGUUAAUGUGGCAAGCACUUUCUUAAUUUGACUAGUCUCAUAUUGUAUUGAUUGAUUAAAUACUAACCAUUCAAUACUUUAAGUUGGUAAAAUUUUAUAUGUGACCUAUUUGAAUCCAACUAUUUAAUGGUUGGUAUGUUAAUAAGUGAUAAUAGUCGUUGACUUAUUAUGCUUAGACCGAAGUCUUAGGUUUUUUCUAUGUUAGAGCUACUUUGUUCUUUUGCUAAUUGCCACCUGCCUUCUUGUUUGAGAUAGAGCUUUAUUUUGAGCUAAUCUAUAAUAGGGUUACACUAGAAAAAGAAAUUACUAUAAUUGCCUAUACUGUUAAGCUAUGAUUGGUAUAUAAAAAUGGAGUGAGAUUGGAAUUGGCAUUCCCAAGUCCAUUUCUAUAUAUGUGAUUGAUAUAAGUAAGAAAAGGGAUUAGUGAUUUUAUAGGAAUUCUUAUUCCAUUAGAAAAGGGAUUAUUGAUUCCAUCCUCAAAAUAUGGUAUUAACUAUUCUUAUGAGUUUGGCAAUGGAAUUUUUUUUUUGACAAAAUUAUCCGUGUAAUUACAUUAUACAACAUUAAUAUUUCUAGGGCGUAUUUGAUCGAGUAUUAUAUUUUUAUUAGUUCAAAAUAUUAUUUUGAAUUACUAACAACGUUGAGAACAAAAUACCAAUUCAUUGAUUUUGAUAUUUAGUUUUAGUUUUUAUUUUUUGAAACUAUUUCUUUGGUCGAGUAUUGAGACAUAAUCGUAGAUACAUCAUGAUUAAACAAAUUAAUUCAUUCGGUCGUCCAAAUCAAUAUAAUUUCUUUUUUCAGAAAAUACUAUCUAGGUGUUGAUUCAUUUCAACAAAUUAAUUCUUAAGUAAAUAAAUAAAUUUUGUCAUAUUUUUUUCAACAACAUAUAAGAUAUUUUAUAAAUUGUUUAUA